AUGGCCCACGUCUUCAGCGCUCCAGGAAAGGCCCUCUUAGCUGGAGGCUACUUGGUUAUUGAUCCUGAGUAUGAGGCCUAUGUUACUGCUCUUUCCUCGAGAAUGCACGCCUACAUUGAUCUGAACGAGUCGCAAGAGGCUCGAAUUCACAUCAGCUCACCACAGUUUCACGGAGAGUGGGAGUACUCGGUGGAUUUAGACGGCGAUGUUCCACGGUUUUUGGAAAAGCAGGGUAGAUCGAAUCCUUUCAUAGAAGCCACCGUGAAGACAGUUCUCAACUACAUUCAGCCUACAACAGGAUUCGAUAUUCGCAUCACCUUAUUUUCUGACCCGGGAUACCACACAACCAAGGACACAAGCGUGAAGAGAUCACAGAAUGGCAAAAGGGUAUUCUUGUUCCACCAAAGGGCCAUAGAGGAGGUUCCAAAGACAGGAAUGGGAUCAUCAGCAGGGUUGGUGUCGCUGAUUACCGCUGCACUUCUCAGUCACUUCAUCAAGCAGCCACUUACCAACUUGAGAAACACGAUUCACAAUGUGGCCCAGAUCGCGCAUUGUGAAGCACAAAAGAAAAUUGGCUCCGGUUUCGAUGUUGCAGCAGCCGUCUUUGGCUCUAUUAUUUAUAGAAGGUUUAAGCCCGAUUUGUUCAAUCAUCUACUUGGUAGAGAUCUGACGCCUGAGUUGUGCAAGGAACUUCGUGAGGUGGUGGAUGCCAAUUGGGAAUUCAAUCACGUUCCAUGCUCUCUUCCGCAAGGCAUAAAAUUGCUCAUGGGCGACGUUCACGCCGGUUCGGAGACUCCAAAACUCGUGUCUAAGGUUCUUGCUUGGAAAAACAGCCAUCCAGAGAGUGCCAUCCUCUACGAACAGCUCAAUCAAGGCAAUAAGGCUUUUGUGAAAGCUUUGGAACAAUUACAGGCUUUGAGUGGAACUCGCAGAGAUUACGACUCAUUGUUAUUAGACCCGGCAACUCUUGAGCUGCUCAGAAGAGCGAUUGCACAAAUAAGAAGAGGUUUUCAAGACAUAACAAAGCAUUCAGGAGCAGAAAUUGAACCACAAGAACAAACUGAAUUGCUUGAUAGGUGUGAUACAUUACCUGGAUGCGUGGGAGGAAUGGUCCCAGGAGCUGGUGGCUAUGAUGCAAUUUGUGUGCUUGUAUUGGAAAAGGAACUAUAUAAGUUCAAGAAAGCUACCGAGGAAGAUGACUACUUCCGUCGAGUAACAUGGCUUGAUCUCUCGGAGGAGUCUGCUGGAUUGCUAGAGGAGGAUCCUCGAAAUUACGCAGGUUUGAUAAAUCUGGUCUGA
This is a messenger RNA of Candidozyma auris, 1299 nucleotides long. RefSeq names its product phosphomevalonate kinase (gene ERG8). Gene Ontology annotation, molecular function: phosphomevalonate kinase activity; ATP binding. The record is from RefSeq and is a predicted model, not a curated record. The coding region runs from base 1 to 1299 and encodes 432 amino acids. Gene Ontology annotation, cellular component: peroxisome. Gene Ontology annotation, biological process: ergosterol biosynthetic process; isopentenyl diphosphate biosynthetic process, mevalonate pathway. The transcript has a single exon. Lineage: Eukaryota; Fungi; Ascomycota; Pichiomycetes; Serinales; Metschnikowiaceae.